CUAUAAGACUACGGGCACCCAACACGUGGCUCCCCCUCUCCUUCCCGUUCGACUCCCCCCCCCCCCUCCCCCCACCUCUGCCGAGCGACGCGACUGCGGUGUGCGGUGGUCAGCGCAGCGCGGGCAGUCGUAUCACGCCAGCCAUCAGUCAGUGUCGGGCGAGCCGCUGUCGCCAGAGUGCCCAAGCUCGAGCGAGCCGUGUGAACGUGUCUGAGGGAAAGGAGGAGCUCCGCCGUCGCCAGGAUGGAGUGCAGCAUCUGUUUUGAACGCUUUGAUAGUACCGAGCGCCUGCCAAAAGUUCUUGGCUGUGGACACACAUUUUGCUUUAAAUGCCUGGAGAAGCCGUCUCUAAAGCAGUGUCCCCUGGAUCAAACGGAACUUCCGGAUGACCCUCAAAAGUUCUUGACGAACUAUUUUGUCGCGGACAUGAUUCGCCGGGAGGCAAGCCCCAAGACAGUUGCGCCUCGCCGCUUCUGGUGCCGGGACUGCGGGAACAUGGCGGUGGACUCCUGCAUGGACGGCCACACCGUGACGGCGGCCUCGGCGGCGUUACGCUCCGCACUGCUCCCGGCGGCUAAGCGGGUGGCGCUGCAGGCCGAGGUGCUCAAGGACAUCCAGAAGCUGCCCGAGGGCCGAGCUGUGCGUGCCAUGCAGGUGCUGUUGGGCCCCGCUGCGUCCUGCACCCUCGCGUUUCAAGACAAGCACCGCAAGUGGCAGACGGACCUGGAGCUGGCGGCAGCGUCCGAAGCGGGUGCGCAGGUGGAUCUGCGCCGGUACUAUCUUUACGCGCUGCUUUCGAACACUGGGGUUGAUUCUGACACCCCGCAGUUCGACCAGCUCGCCGUUGAUGAAGUAGUAGACGCCCUCGGUGAAGACGUGGACCUGGCAAGAAUGACCAACGCGCAGAUAGAAACUCUCGCCGCAUCGUCAAAGCUGAAGGAGGUGCGGCGACUUAAGGGGGUGCGCGGUAGCAUGCCCUGUUGUCUCCAGUUGCUUCAGGGAGUUGCGCCCCACCUGGAGGAGCUACAGCUGCACUAUGUUGACCGUCUGCAGCUACAGGUAGUGCUGACGAUGCCCAGGCUCGUCCGCCUCGAGCUAUGGAACUGCAGCGAAGACCUCUGGCGUUACCCGUUUAGUCUUGCUCCCGAAGAGGAACAGGAAGCCAUGACGGACAAGCAGAAACAACAGCGUGACGUUCAGCAGCAACUGCAGCAACUCAAAAGUCAGCUGGAGAAGCAGUGGUCUUCUGCUCAAGUUUCGCAGGUGCAGGCUCUAGAGCAGACACUCCAGAAGGAGCUGCAGCAGCAAGAGCUCGCCGAACGUUUGCAGCAGCGCGUCCAGUGGCUGCGCAUCGGCCACCUGCCGUACGGGUUCACCAUGAGCUAUAUUUACUCUCAGCGUUCCACGCUGGAGGAGCUCUGGCUGCUGGCGGGUACAGGGGGGCCUAUUGACAACUGGCCCUACACUUCUGGUCCAAAAGGUGGUCUGGAUGUGCUACAUAAGUUGAGAGUCAUCAAGAGAGUUGUGUUUUUAAGGCAGGGCGUCGUCCACAAAAAGUCAUGUGAUGAAUAUUGUAAAGUAAAUCAAACUAAUAAUGUUUGCAGCAGUCCCCCUGAACAAUGCUGCCACUCAUGGUCUUAUGUGAACAACAAGGGCGUGAAAGGUGACAAUAAAUAUCAAUGCGAAUAUUGUACGCCUGGUGUCCUUGUUCCACCGUUCUAAAUAUCUAGAACGGCUAUUUCCAUCGGAACUGAGUUAGACUUUUUGGCGACUUUUACUGAGAAAUUGUUGCAUAAUCUUGUUUUGGAUUAAAUUACUUAUGUUAAAUUAC
This is a messenger RNA of Frankliniella occidentalis (western flower thrips), 1831 nucleotides long. RefSeq lists its product as uncharacterized. The record is from RefSeq and is a predicted model, not a curated record. Bases 244 to 1722 code for a protein of 492 amino acids. NCBI's taxonomy places the organism in Eukaryota, Metazoa, Arthropoda, Insecta, Thysanoptera, Thripidae. The transcript has 6 exons.